This is a messenger RNA of Ylistrum balloti, 2650 nucleotides long. Its product is annotated as serine/threonine-protein kinase SBK1-like. NCBI's taxonomy places the organism in Eukaryota, Metazoa, Mollusca, Bivalvia, Pectinida, Pectinidae. Bases 240 to 1352 code for a protein of 370 amino acids. Gene Ontology annotation, molecular function: protein serine/threonine kinase activity; ATP binding. Gene Ontology annotation, biological process: peptidyl-serine phosphorylation; peptidyl-threonine phosphorylation. The record is from RefSeq and is a predicted model, not a curated record. The transcript is spliced from 2 exons.
GAGCACGGCACAGCACAGAUGAUGCUGUUUUAACAUAACGAUAGAAAGGAAGAAACUAUCAUGGACAUACUAUAGAGGAUCAGCCUCCGCAUCCAUAUAAUAUAUAUAUAUAUAUACUGGUGUACUACAGCUUUUCGGAUCAUAACUACACUGGCAAGCAAUGCACGCGCAUUAGAACAGUACGGAUGAAUAGGUGACGUAACUCGACCUUCCUUUCCAGCUCGUGCAGUCAUGAGUUUAUGUAUGAGCCUAGCAUCUAUAAGGAAAGCGAACAACAAACUUUUUUCAAGAUGAUGACUGAACUGAAAACAGACUCUCUCCGAGUCAUCCCAAGAUCCCCGCGUUGCAGCACGGCCGAUAACCUACUCAGACUUACACUUAAGGACCAUUAUGACGUUACAAGGGAGCUUGGAAGGGGCACGUACGGUCAGGUGCUUUUCGCAAGGUGUAGAGAAACAGGGAAGAACGUUGCUUUGAAAGUGUUGUCAAAGAGCAAUACGAAGCUGCGUGAGUUUGAGCGCGAAUUUCGCUUCAGCUACUUUCUUUCGCCUCACUCCAAUGUUGUGGACACUUACAAUGUGGCGUUCGAAACCAGAACAGCAUUUGUCUUUGCGCAGGAAUUUGCUGCGUAUGGAGAUUUAUUUGAGAAAAUUCCUCCGCAACAAGGAAUGGCGGAAAAUGACGUGAAAAACGUUAUAAAGCAGGUGUCGUCUGCUUUGGAUUUCAUGCACAGCAAUGAUCUCGUACAUAGGGAUAUAAAACCCGAAAACAUUCUCAUUUUCGAGCCAGAUUUUCGUAAGGUAAAGCUAACCGACUUUGGUAUGACAAGAAAAGAAGGACUCAUUUUACGUAAAGUUAACGGAAGCAUACCAUACACGCCACCGGAAGUGUGUGAAGCGGUUAAAAACGAAAGUAUAACAGUAUCUUCCUCUGGUGAUGUUUGGGCAUUUGGGGUGUUGUUAUUCUGUAUGAUGACAGGAAAUUUUCCUUGGGAAAAUGCGGAAAUAAGUGAUAUAUAUUAUAAUGAAUUUUCGCUGUGGCAAAGACGCAAAUGUACAAAAACACCUUCGCAAUGGAGAAAAUUUACACCAAGAAUCCUCCGAUUUUUCCGUAAAACUUUGGAAGCAAAAGUAGAGAGGAGAUGCGAUGUAAAGGAAAUUAAAAAAUACUUCAGCGAUACUUGGUUAAAACCAUGUGCCCAAUCAAUAUCCGAUGAGACAGAAGAAGAUAUUACUACCGAUGCGGACAAUAUCAAUCCACUCACUUCAUUUCUACAAAGCCAUGGUAUCGACACAAAACUAGACGAAAAGCUUCGCGAACGAAGGAUCUCAGAAUGGUUACUGGCUCUUUGAACCCGACCGGUUGCCGUGUGAUACAGAUAAUGAAGGAGGUGUGAUACUGAUAUUUAAAGUUUCGGUCUGCUCGUCUGGUCACCAUUUGGUAAAAGAGAUAAAAUCUGCGAUGGUAAAAUCUGUAUGAAAAUAUUUGAUCGACAGUCAUGUAGACGUUAUCAAUGUGUCUAGUCGUCCUACUGUGAUAUCUGAUCGUCCGAUACGGAUGAUAUCGGCAUGUCUAGUCGUCCUGUGAUACGGUUUUUAUAGAGAUUUCUAAUCUGGAGCUGAGAAGGUAUUUUUGAUUACACAGUUAUACGGAUGUUUCAAUGAAAUGAGCAAAAAUCGAUUAAAAAGGAAGAUUUUUCCUAAUGUGAACAUGCUAGUAUUAGUUUUACCAGAAAAUGCAAACUAUCUUACUUACAAAUGAUACUGAUAAAGACAUCAGUUUCUGAUUUCCCUAUCACAAUCAACACUAUUUCAUUGCAUGCCAACGUAAUAUUUAUCCAAUAUGGGUCGCUUAAGUUGUAAAAUUAUCUACUGUAAAAAUAGAUAUGUUGAAAAAUCAUUCAGAAUUAUUUUCAACGUACUGAGCGAAAAACAGGGUAUUUAUAGCAGCCUUAAAACGGUUAAAGAGGAGAUGUUUUACGUUUAAUGUAGCCAUCUCUUAAUGUUAACGAUUAAAUUUCAGUUUUCCCAUUUCAAAAGAUGGGAAAACAAACUAGCUCGGGAAACAUAUUAUCAUUGCUAUUCUUUAGGCCUGACGCUUAUAGAUAAUUAGCGUCAGUUUGAAUGUCGACAUUGCUUCUUGAAUAAAUGUUGAUUUGGCUUGUUAAACCAUUCCCAGUAAAUUUCAUUUUUCCAUUGUCAUUUGUCUUUAAUUUUGACGGGUCAUGUGACCAGACCAAUAUUGUUUUCAAAAUAGAAGAGUGGACAGCUUUAGACUGUUUGCAAUUUAUAAACGUCUGUAUAUACACACAUAUAUGUAUAUAUAUCAUCCGGUGCUUUAUUGUUGCUUGUCAUAUACACAAAACUAUCGCAAUAAAGUGAUUUGUGCAAUAACGCUUUUGCAGCGAUGAGUAUUAAAAGUGCGAAUUUAUUUUGUCUCAACAAAAAUGUCUCUGAUAUUAAAAGGUAUUUAUAGCAAUGACGUCACUUGUGAUUUGUUUUAGGUCCGUAGGUACAUGGAUUGACCAGCUGUUGAUAUUCAUGUUGUACUGAUGUUUUGUUUGAAUAACAAAAGAGCAAUUUCAUGCUAUUUUAAUCUAUGUUUAAUUUGAAAAUAAAUAAAUAUACCAAACGCCUAAUACGGUAUAUGU